This is a messenger RNA of Cyprinodon tularosa, 5022 nucleotides long. RefSeq names its product contactin 3a, tandem duplicate 1 (gene cntn3a.1). Gene Ontology annotation, molecular function: protein binding. Gene Ontology annotation, cellular component: plasma membrane; axon. Lineage: Eukaryota; Metazoa; Chordata; Actinopteri; Cyprinodontiformes; Cyprinodontidae. The transcript has 23 exons. The record is from RefSeq and is a predicted model, not a curated record. Bases 623 to 3709 code for a protein of 1028 amino acids. Gene Ontology annotation, biological process: cell-cell adhesion; axon guidance.
CGCCUGCUGCCGCACGCGCGCGCAGAUCCGCUGCGUCCUGCUGCCAGAGCGGCACUCUCGGAUCGGAAACCGAUGCAAGUCACACUGCGAAGCUUUCUUCUAAAUUGCAAUAAAAAUCCUCUUACAUUAAAAUGUGAAAAAGAAGAAAAUCAAACCGAGAGGACUUUUUCUAAAGCCACCGCAGGUGUAACAGCGGAUUUGUUGUUAUUUUUUGGGUCCCCGCCUUCCUCCGGGCGAUGCGAGCUGGACUGUCUGCGUAAAGGAGAACAUGGAGCAACAGACAUGAAGAGCGCAUUGUAACAGCGAGUGUCUCAACUCUAAAGGCACAUUCUGUUGAAGAUGGAAAUAAUGCACGCCAAUAUUUCUGCUUGAAGCGAGAGACGAGUAGAGAGGACUGCUUUGGGGAGACAAGAAGUCCAAACUAUCGCUUUGGACUCAGAUUGCUGCGGCUGUCAGGGGAUGAAAGACUCUCCAUAUCAUGGAUUUACUGAGGGGGCAAACCAGCAGCAAGCAACACUGGAGAUUUAUUCAGAUGAACACUGAACAUAACUGGAAAGGACAAAGCCAGAACUCUAUGCUCCUGUGAUUGGAUCUAAGCUUGUUCUCAUCCGAGACCAUUAAAAUGGAGUUGCUAUGGAAACUUUUAGUGCUGGUGUCUUUGGUGGAGGGUCUGACAGGCACCGGAGUCCUGCAAAGGCCAGUAUUCACUAAACAACCUGGCAGCGUGGUGUUUCCUGUUCAUGCUGGUGAGACUCAAAGAGAAGUGGUGUUUAGCUGUGAAGCCCAAGGACACCCACCACUCUUCUACAGGUGGAAGCGAAAUGACUCCUUCAUCCUGCCUGUCCAGGGUUCACGUUACUCUCUCAUGGGUGGAAACUUACACAUCAGCAAUCUGAAUAAAGAGGAAGAUGUUGGCAUCUAUCAGUGCCUGGCAUCAAACUCCUUUGGCACAAUCAUCAGCAGAGAGGCCAGUCUUCAUGUUGCUUACUUGGAAAAUUUCAAAACUCAGAGACGAAGUCCAGUAAGGGUCCGUGAGGGUCAAGGAGUGGUGUUACUGUGUGGCCCACCUCCACACUCUGGAGAACUCACUUUCAGUUGGAUCUUCAACGCGUACCCGUCUUUUGUCAUCCAGGACACACGGCGGUUUAUCUCCCAGAAGACAGGCAAUCUCUAUAUUGCCAAAGUGGAACCCUCUGAUGUGGGCAACUACACGUGUGUGGUCACAAACACUGUCACCAAAAGCAGUGUUCAAGGACCACCAACACCUUUAGUCCUGCGGCUUGAUGGUGUGAUGGGUGAAUACGAGCCUAAAAUUGAAGUGCAGCUCCCUGAAGUCGUCCCUGUCGCUAAGAGCUCAACUGUCAAACUGGAAUGUUUUGCACUUGGAAACCCAGUGCCAACCAUAAGCUGGAAAAGGGUGGAUCGGGCCCCUUUUGGCAGGAAGGUGGAUGUGAAUAAAGCCAGCGGAGUUUUAGAGAUCCCUUAUUUCCAACAAGAGGAUUCGGGGAUGUAUGAAUGCAUAGCAGAAAACAGCAGAGGAAGAAACUCAGUUAAAGGAAAGCUGUCUUUCUAUGCUCCACCUCAGUUGACUGAGAAGCCUCAGGAUGUUCAGAAGACCAUCGAUGACACUCUUGAGUGGGAAUGCAAAGCCAACGCUAAGCCCAAACCUUCGUACCGCUGGCUGAAAAACGGAGAUCCCCUCGAUCACAUGGAGGAAAAAAUUCAGGUGAAUAAUGGCGUGCUGACGAUCAGCAGGUUGAAUUUGGCCGACGUUGGAAUGUACCAGUGUGUGGCUGAGAACAAACAUGGCCGCAUAUUCACCAACGCUGAGCUCAGAGUCAUUGCCAUUGCUCCUGACUUCUCCCAAAACCCGUUGAAGGCCCAAACCUUAGCCCGACAGGGUGGCGACGUUCUCAUCGAAUGCAAGCCCAGGAUGUCUCCUCGUGGUGUGAUCUCGUGGAGGAAGGGGAAGGAAGCCCUGCGCGAGAGCCACAGAAUGAUGGUGCUGGAUAACGGAAGCCUGCGGCUUUCUAAUGUGACCAAAAUGGAUGCUGGGAUCUAUACAUGUGUAGCCAGAAACCAGUUUGGAGUAGCAAGCAGCUCUGGAAAUCUUUUUGUUAAAGAGGCAACCACAAUCACGAGUCCAGCGGGACACCUAGAUGUAACCCUUGGCGAGAGCAUUGUGCUGCCUUGCCAGGUUUCAUACGAUCCGACUCUUGACCUGAAGUUCACCUGGUUCUUCAACGAGCAGGUCAUCCACUUUGGAAGCCAAGGGGCCUUUUUUGAAAAAGUUGGUGGGCGUUCUGCAGGUGACAUUAUGAUAAGGAACAUCCAACUAAGCCAUGCUGGGAAAUACACCUGUGCAGUUCAGACCAAGGUGGACAGUGUGUCAAUUGCUACAGAUGUGGUUGUUAGAGGUCCUCCAGACCCACCAUUAGAUUGUCAGGUGAAUGAGAUGACUGAGACCACUGCCUCUCUGUCUUGGAGGCCUGGAUUGGACAACCACAGCCCCAUCCUCAGCUACACUAUCCAGGCCAGAACACCCUUCUCCCUCGGAUGGCAAACUGUUACCAAUGUCCGGGAAAUUUUAAAGGGGAAAGAGCUCUCAGCCACUGUGACUGAUUUAAGUCCCUGGGUUGACUAUGAGUUCAGAGUUUUGGCAACCAACAGUGUUGGAACAGGAGAGCCCAGCAAACCCUCAAAGAAGACCCGCACCAAAGAAAUGCUGCCUAGAGUGACUCCAGCGAGGGUAAGCGGUGGUGGUGGAGGACGAUCGGAGCUUGUCAUCACGUGGGAACCUGUUCCAGAGGAAAUGCAGAGCGGGCCAGGCUUUGGUUACGUGGUGGCUUUCCGCCCUCUCGGAGCACAAGGCUGGAUGCAGGCAGCCGUCACAUCCCCUGAUGCUUCAAGAUACGUUUUUAAGAAUGAAAGCAUCCCUCCCUUCUCCCCUUAUCAAGUCAAAGUUGGGGUUUACAACAAUAAGGGCGAAGGGCCUUUUAGUCCUGUUACUACCAUCUACUCAGCAGAAGAAGAACCCAGCAGAGCUCCAGUCAAGCUAAGGGCGAGGAGUGUUUCAGCAUCUGAAGUCGAGGUCACCUGGAAGCCGCUGGCGUGGAGCAACAGCCGAAGACGUAUCCUUGGCUAUGAGCUGCUGUACUGGAGAGAGAAGGAAAAGCCGGAUGCAGCCAGUGUGGUCAGAACAGAGGGGAAUAAAACAUCAGUACUCAUCAGGGAUCUGGAGGGCAGCAGUACCUAUUACAUGUCCCUGCGGGCCUAUAACAGCGCUGGAGUGGGUCAACAGAGCUACAUAGUCAAUGUCACGACCAAGAAACCACCUCCCAGUAAAGCCCCAGGUAGAAUAAUGUGGGGUACUUCCAACUCUAAAGUCAUUCUGAGUUGGGACCAGGUCCAUGCCCUGGAGAAUGAGUCUGAAGUCACAGGAUACAAGGUGAUGUACAGCAAGGACAAACACAGCCACCCUAGCGUGGUGGAGACCAACAACACCUCCUUGGAGUUAUCACUGCCAACGAACCAAGAGUAUGUGAUCCAGAUUAAACCUUUCAGCGAGGGAGGGGAGGGCAUAAGCAGCGACCAGAUUACCGUCCGCAAACAUAAAGAUUCAAUAACCAUGGGAGCAGCCCCGGCGUCUUUGGGAUUUUCAGUGGUCAGCCUUGCAGCUGCUAUUCUCACAGGUAGAAUUCUGCUAUGACAAACAUCUAGAAAAUACAGCUUCUUAUUCAAAGGGAAGGGACAGCAGGUCAGAGACUACACAAGGCCUACGGCCUCAUUUCCUCUUCCCUUCUCUACCCUACCACAUCUCUCCUCUACAGACCACAAAGGUCUUUUUUUGUGAGGAAGAUUAUUUUUCUUCACAUUUCUAAGUGGUCGCUGAAAGGAAUUUCCACUUUAAGAAUUUGCUUUUAUGAAACUGAAAAGGACGCCUUGACUCAGCUGACUCCAGCCUUUUGGAAGAUGUGUUUUUCUCAUCUACUUUCUAACUGCUGGGUAUUCUCAUACAUUUGUCACCUUGGAGGAUAAACUAGGACAUGUAAAUUAUUUCCAAAGGACCUUUGCAGGUUGUUUAAAAAAGUUACUUUCUGCGUGUACUACUGAGUUCUUUCUUCAUGAAUCGAAUUGAAACAUAACUGUGAUUGAAGGGGACCUAGCCUAACCUUGACCAUGGAAGAUCAGAAGCUUUUUUUCUUUGCCCACAAAAUGAUUAUAAUUCCAUUAAAUGGAACACAAAUGGGUUGGACUCUUUGCUUUAAGACAUAACAACAUUUGGGACCUUUCUGUUUUUCUCUGCUUCCAUUCCUCACAUUACAAGUUGCCAUAAAACUGAAUGGAACCAAAGGUAUGUGACUGACAUAGUGCAGCUCCACUGCUAUAUCCCAAGAAAAGGCAGCCUCUACACCCACCCCCUUGUUUAAUUUCUAUGUCAAGCAGCUGGCUUAUGUUAAAAUAAAUUCCUCACUUUGCUCUAUAAUCCCUCAUCAGUGUAUAACCAAGGCAAACAUGUAUGGAAACCUCAGGUCCCAAAUGAGCCUUAAAGUCUCAUAAUUACCAUUCAGCUAAUCAUUCAGGAAUUAUUAUUUAUUAUUUUUAUCUUUUAGAUCAUAUACAGGAAUCUUAGCUCCAGAUCAUGUCUUUGAAUGUUUAAAACUCAGAAAACUAAAUGCUUUUUGUUGUCUUUAUGUCCUGAUGAGCAUUGUUAGGUGAUGCAGAUUUCUGGCUUUUCUAGCUUAGUUUGUAUCAAAACCAGAACAAUAUCUCACUGUCAGUCGGUCAAUUUGUGUUAAGGAUGGUUGGAAAGAAUAACCUUUUAAUAAAGAUCAUGCCAUUUUCCUCUUUUCUGUCAUCAGUGUUAACGUGUUGCCAAAUCUUUAAAUGAAAGUGUUGCCUUUCAUACGGCUCAUGCAGUUUUGGGUAAAGCUUUUAAGACGUGUUUAUAUCACUUCUACAUUUCUACUUUUUGUCGUGGAAAUAUUACAUUUGCAUUAAAAUUUCUUCCGUCUAUAUAAA